ACAUUAAUGAGUGCAUGGAGAAGACUCAUACAUGUCGACCAGGAUCAAUCUGCAUCAACAAGGAAGGCUCGUAUACGUGCCCGUGUCGAGAUGGCUUUUAUUUCGAUAGAGAAACUACCAAGUGUUUACCAGACGCAGUGGUUUUAAACGAACCAGAACAAAGCAAUCUAUCGUUAUCACCAGAAAUCAUCGCGGGGAUUGUCACAACUAUAAUACUACUCCUGGCUGUCAUUGUUGGAGGAUUUUUCUACUGGAAAAGAUCUAGGAAUGAAAGCACUUGUGGUUCUGAAGAACAAGACACGAGUAAAUAUGGUCGAAAUACAAACACCAUGAUGGUCUCACAGAGCUACGAAUUUUGUAACCUCAGCUUUUCUAGUAUGGAAAGUGGACCUAAACGUUCGUUUGAUGCUGUUACGGCUACUGGAUACCCGGCAAGAAUAAAUGGAGAUGUGGAAGAUUACUGUAGUGAUAGUAUAGUGAUAAAAUCACACAAUCGACAUGAAAUGACAUCACAGAAAUCUACUCGAUUGCAAACUUUGGAUGAACAACUGGAAUCAAUUGAUGUUUGA
Actinia tenebrosa (Australian red waratah sea anemone) is the source of this 569-nucleotide messenger RNA. RefSeq lists its product as uncharacterized. Gene Ontology annotation, molecular function: calcium ion binding. The record is from RefSeq and is a predicted model, not a curated record. Lineage: Eukaryota; Metazoa; Cnidaria; Anthozoa; Actiniaria; Actiniidae.